CCUUCCACACACGGUGAAAAGAGGAGAAACCCAGCGCGAGGCCACGGGAGCGCGAGGUGGAUCGUCUCGAGUCAACAUGUCCACAGUGGUGACCUGCACGCGCUUCACUGACGAGUACCAGCUGUUCGAGGAGCUGGGAAAGGGCGCCUUCUCCAUCGUGCGUCGGUGCAUCAAGAAGUCCACCGGCCAGGAGUAUGCUGCCAAGAUCAUUAACACCAAAAAGCUCUCAGCCCGAGAUCACCAGAAGUUGGACCGAGAGGCGAGAAUCUGCCGGCUGCUGAAACAUCCAAAUAUAGUACGGCUCCAUGAAAGCAUCUCAGAGGAAGGCUUCCAUUACCUCGUCUUUGACCUGGUCACUGGAGGAGAGCUGUUUGAGGACAUCGUUGCGAGGGAGUAUUACAGCGAGGCCGAUGCCAGCCACUGCAUCAAUCAGAUCCUGGAGAGCGUCAGUCACAUCCACACGCAUGACAUCGUGCACAGGGACCUCAAGCCAGAGAACCUGCUGCUGGCCAGUAAGAUGAAGGGAGCAGCGGUGAAGCUGGCAGACUUCGGUCUUGCCAUCGAGGUGCAGGGGGAGCAGCAGGCCUGGUUUGGUUUUGCAGGAACUCCAGGAUACCUGUCUCCAGAGGUGCUGAGGAAGGACCCGUACGGCAAACCAGUCGACAUAUGGGCAUGUGGUGUGAUCCUGUACAUCUUGCUGGUGGGCUACCCCCCCUUCUGGGACGAGGACCAACACAAACUCUACCAACAGAUCAAGGCUGGUGCUUACGACUUUCCUUCUCCUGAGUGGGACACCGUGACCCCUGAGGCCAAGAAUCUGAUCAAUCAGAUGUUGACGAUCAACCCGGCCAAAAGGAUCACUGCCGACCAGGCCAUCAAGCAUCCCUGGGUCUGCCAACGCUCCACUGUGGCCUCCAUGAUGCACCGUCAAGAGACUGUGGAAUGUCUCCGCAAGUUCAACGCCAGGAGGAAACUUAAAGGAGCCAUCCUCACAACAAUGCUGGUGUCCAGGAACUUUUCAGUGGGACGACAGCACACCAGCCCGGCCGCUACCACCAGCACGGCCGCAAUGGCAACGGAAGCGUGCAAAACUUUACUAAACAAAAAGUCGGACGGUGUGAAGUCGCAGGGAGACAGCAGUAAAAACAGUGUAGUCAGCAGCAGCAGCACCAAAGACAGCAGCAUGUCAUCUUCAGCACCAAUGGAAGCCCAGACCACUGUGGUACACAACCCAGCUGACGGCACCAAGGGCUCCACAGAGAGCUGUAAUAACGCAGAUGAGGAGGACAUGAAAGGUAGGAAAGCUCGUAAACAGGAGAUCAUAAAGAUGACAGAGCAGCUGAUUGAAGCCAUCAACAACGGGGAUUUUGAGGCUUACACGAGAAUCUGUGACCCUGGACUCACGUCCUUUGAGCCGGAAGCUUUGGGAAACCUGGUGGAGGGAAUGGACUUCCACAAGUUCUACUUUGAUAAUCUUCUGAGUAAAAACAGCAAGCCGGUGCACACCACCAUCCUCAACCCCCACGUGCAUCUGAUCGGAGAGGACGCCGCCUGCAUCGCCUACAUCCGCCUGACGCAGUACAUGGACGCCCAGGGCCGGCCGCGCUCCUGCCAGUCGGAGGAGACGCGCGUGUGGCACCGCCGCGAGGCCAAGUGGCUCAACGUGCACUUCCACUGCUCAGGGGCACCGGCGGCACCGCUGCAGUGAACCCACAACCCAGGCUCCGCUUUGCCUGAACUCUAAAGCUGUUUGGAGCGUUUUCUCUCCGUGGCCGGAUCGGCGCCUGGAUCCUGGUCGGGAACGAGGCUGCUUGGAAAGUUGUAACAAAAAAAUAAAAAAACACACAAAAGAGGGGAAAAUAUAUUAUCAGAAAAAUAGACCAAACCAAAAAUUAUAUAUAUCAGAGGUUUGACUGAACGACCGGCCAACACCAAUCCAGUCCAAACCCUAGUUAGAUGAGGGGCCCGGCUGAGGGGGGGUGCAUGCUUCUGGUGGCAACACA
This is a messenger RNA of Limanda limanda (common dab), 2003 nucleotides long. It is a transcript of the gene camk2g2, whose product is annotated as calcium/calmodulin-dependent protein kinase (CaM kinase) II gamma 2. Lineage: Eukaryota; Metazoa; Chordata; Actinopteri; Pleuronectiformes; Pleuronectidae. Gene Ontology annotation, molecular function: calcium/calmodulin-dependent protein kinase activity; calmodulin binding; ATP binding. The record is from RefSeq and is a predicted model, not a curated record. Gene Ontology annotation, biological process: protein phosphorylation. The transcript is spliced from 21 exons. Gene Ontology annotation, cellular component: neuron projection; cytoplasm. Bases 77 to 1708 code for a protein of 543 amino acids.